Molecule: messenger RNA, 807 nt
Organism: Aspergillus campestris IBT 28561
Lineage: Eukaryota; Fungi; Ascomycota; Eurotiomycetes; Eurotiales; Aspergillaceae
Product: HVSL domain-containing protein
Exons: 3
Coding region: 1-807 (268 amino acids)
Biological process (GO): U6 snRNA 3'-end processing
Cellular component (GO): nucleus
Molecular function (GO): 3'-5'-RNA exonuclease activity
Source: RefSeq, a predicted model, not a curated record
AUGGCCCUGGUAGAAUACUCCGACUCGGACUCCGAAUCACCAGCAGAAUCAAAUUCCCCACCCCCAGCCAAAAAGGCCCGAAAGAACACAACCCCCUCAGACAUCCCGCCAUUACCAGCGGCAUUCCACGACCUGUACGCGACGAGCACUCGCGUCAGCGUCCGCGACGAUCCCAGUCUUCACGGAGGGCGGUAUCCAAGUAAUGAAGAGUUCGCCUUGCUGAGCGACACGAUCAGUCAAAUGAGAGCUCAACUAGGCAAGAACAGCAGAGAGCCAGAGAUACACAGUCUACUACGGAGUGACCUCGGCGUUAGACUUCCUCUCCACAUCAGUCUCUCGAGGCCGGCCGUCCUUCGAACUGAACAGCGGCAGUCGUUCAUGACAGUGUUCCAAACGGCCAUUCAAAAGUCGCAUAUCGAAGCCGUGACCACCACAGUAGAAACCCUAGACUGCGUCUCCAACUUCGACAAAACGCGCUGGUUCUACGUCCUGCGCGUGAGCAGACCCGCGGACGAUAGCUUGAACCGCUUGCUUGGACUGUCGAAUCGCUAUCUGGCGCUGUUCGAUCAGCCGCCAUUAUAUGCGAACUCGACGGACGGCGACAGAAAGCAAGUGUCGGGAGAGCCGUCUGGUGAUUACUCUCGUUGUUUCCAUAUCUCUUUGGCGUGGAGUUUGACGGAGCCGUCUUUGGAGGCGAGGGAGCGAAUCGCGUCGAUGGAUUUACGGAGUCUUGGGGAAAUUGAGGUUCGGUUUGAUUGUGUUAAGGCGAAGAUUGGGAAUCAGAUUUCGAGUAUUUCGCUUGCUUAG